AUGGAUGAUCUCCCGGAUGAAAUUGUGCAAUGCAUUCUUGCAUGGACGACACCUGCGUCAACUGUGGCAUUAGGGCAAACAUCUUGGAGGUAUUGGGCUAUCACUAAUAGUCCUCUACUUUGGCGGCUAUACUGCCUAAAUCAUUUUAUUUACUGGGGCAAUUGCCAUCGUUUUCAGCAGAAGCUUAACUUACCAGUUUCCCAGGUUGAUUGGAAAGGCCUUUACAAAAGGAGACAUCUGGUAGAUAUUGCUGUCACCGAUAUUUUAGAGAGUGUCCUUGCUACUCAAACCGGCCGCAUUGAAAAAGUCCAUAAGAUUGUUAGCUUUGGAUAUGACGCCAAGGACACACUCAUGCGCCAUGCGCAGAUUGGGUCAGAUCAUGAAGAUUAUUUGGCCCGGCGUAAUGCUAUCUUGGGCUGUCUUCAUCGAACCAUAGCAAUACUCGAAUGGAGUCGAUUGAAAAAAGGCGAAGAGGUGCCGCUUGAAAUUGCAAUCGGUGCUUUUGAUAUGUUUACACUUGAAACAGGAACGGGCGAUCUAGAAGACAUAUCAUAUAAAUUAGAUAACAUUGUCUCCGUCAUUAAGGCUGAUUGUGGUACUAUUUCCGAGCUUACCCCUCGACAGAAAGCCGUUAAAGUCGCCGAAUACCUGCGACAGAAAAACUUAACCGGAAUUGACACAAGAAGUGAAUACUACAAUGUUGAACAUAAUUUCUUGGGAAUCGCGUUGGGUUUGAAUGCUCACCCUUGUGGCUUUCCUUUUCACGUUCAUGUCAUCCUCCGGCCAGAGACUGGAUAUGAUAUGGAUGACAAACGCCUUGAAAACGGUGAACCCGAGGCUCCCAUGUACAUGGACCCCUUUCGCUCAGCCCAAGAAAUAUCCAUUGCGGACCUAGAAAGUCAGUUGAACUUUUUGGGGGCUUUGACUUUGUCUCAUUCGACAUUCCUUCGAGAAUCAUUAACUAGCGAGAUCGUUUUGCGCUGUGGCAAAAAUAUUCUCAACUCCGUGACACAAAGCCCAGGCUUUAGUGACACCUCGCUUGAUAUUGCCAGCGUCGAAUAUGCAGCUCUUUGGGCAUCAGUACUUUUUGCGGAUUCUGCGACUAUGGAACGACCUCGGACAGGUCCGGCUCAAGGGUUGAGGCAUUAUCUACCGUCGCUAAUGGAACAUUUUGCCACAAAUUUUCCCUUUGAUGUCUACCUCAUCGACAAAUUCUUGGUCCCGCUUUUCAGUAGCCUUCCAGAAUACGAUCAUCUCAGAGAAAGUAUCCACGUCAUGAAAACGGGCGAUGAGAUACCGAAGCAAAUCCAAAGAAGGGGUCCGGAUCAUUCUAAUGUGAAAUACCGAGUGGGUCAGAUAUUCCGCCAUCGUAGGUUAGGCUUGUUGGUCGAAGACAAAAGCGCUCGAUAUGUUGCUGAGGAAAACAUUGAGUCCGUUGUUGAUAUUUCACAAAUUUCUCCGCAGUUUCUCAAAUCACUUGGAAGGUACUUCAAGCGAUGGGAUCCCAGAACCCGAAUGUUUGUGAGCAAUAUACGGGACGAAUACCCCGAUGACUAG
This is a messenger RNA of Uncinocarpus reesii 1704, 1557 nucleotides long. RefSeq lists its product as uncharacterized. The record is from RefSeq and is a predicted model, not a curated record. The transcript has 6 exons. Gene Ontology annotation, molecular function: DNA binding; protein binding. Lineage: Eukaryota; Fungi; Ascomycota; Eurotiomycetes; Onygenales; Onygenaceae. The coding region runs from base 1 to 1557 and encodes 518 amino acids.